AUGGUGAGGGGAAAAGUGCAUCUGAAAAAGAUAGAGAACCCUGUACAUCGCAGGGUUACAUUCUCCAAACGCAAGGCGGGACUGUUGAAGAAGGCUACCGAACUCUCUGUUCUCUGCGAAGCUGAAGUUGGUCUCAUCAUUUUCUCGCCCACGGGGAAGCUCUUCGAGUAUGGCUGUCCCAGAAGGCUAACUGCAAGAAGAUUAGAUAAGGAAAUAAAAGGGAGUACAUUGAUAAAUGUAAGUGCUUCCAUUUCUCAAGAAGAAGUUGAUAGAAUCAUGGAGCUAGCCAACAAAAAGGAAUUCAGAAGCAAAAACAGAGUAAACAGGCUUAUGGUUGGCAAGGUUGAGGAAGUAAGAAAAGAAACUAAAGAGAUUUGGAAAAGUCAAAAUCCUCCGGUCGUUCACCUGGAGAUGGUGCAAAUGAAAGGUGAAGAUGCCCAAGAGAUACCUAAAGCUGCACCAAGUGGUGACACUGGUGCACAAGUUGAAGAACUAGAAAAGGAUGUAGGAAAAAGUGAAAUAGAGAAGGACAAGGGAGAAUAG
Molecule: messenger RNA, 543 nt
Organism: Cryptomeria japonica (Japanese cedar)
Lineage: Eukaryota; Viridiplantae; Streptophyta; Pinopsida; Cupressales; Cupressaceae
Product: MADS-box transcription factor 31-like
Exons: 3
Coding region: 1-543 (180 amino acids)
Biological process (GO): positive regulation of transcription by RNA polymerase II
Molecular function (GO): RNA polymerase II cis-regulatory region sequence-specific DNA binding; protein dimerization activity; DNA-binding transcription factor activity, RNA polymerase II-specific
Source: RefSeq, a predicted model, not a curated record